AUGGGCAACGCGGGGAGCGUGGACGCGCAGCAGCCGGAGCUGCGGGCACACAGCGCGCCCCUCAAGCUGCCCAUGCCCGAGCCCGGAGAGCUGGAGGAGCGCUUCGCCGUCGUGCUGAAUGCGAUGAACUUGCCGCCCGACAAAGCCCGGCUGCUGCGGCAGUACGACAACGAGAAGAAGUGGGAGCUCAUCUGCGACCAGGAAAGAUUUCAAGUGAAGAACCCUCCGCACACGUACAUCCAGAAGUUGAAGGGCUAUCUGGACCCGGCAGUGACCAGGAAGAAAUUCAGAAGACGAGUCCAAGAGUCUACUCAAGUACUCCGAGAACUGGAAAUUUCUUUGAGAACAAAUCACAUUGGAUGGGUCAGGGAGUUCUUGAAUGAGGAAAACAAAGGCCUGGAUGUCCUGGUGGAGUACUUGUCGUUCGCACAGUACGCGGUCACCUUUGACUUUGAGAGUUUGGAGAACAACGUGGAAAACUCCAUGGACAAGUCCAAACCUUGGAGCCGAUCUAUUGAGGACCUGCACCGAGGCAGCAAUUUACCCUCGCCAGUUGGCAACAGCAUCUCCCGCUCGGGCAGGCACUCCACGUUACGGUACAAUACCUUGCCAAGCCGAAGAACGCUAAAAAAUUCCAGAUUAGUGAGUAAAAAAGACGAUGUUCACGUCUGCAUCAUGUGCUUGCGUGCCAUAAUGAACUACCAGUACGGGUUCAAUAUGGUGAUGUCGCACCCGCAUGCUGUCAAUGAAAUUGCACUGAGCUUGAACAACAAGAAUCCCAGGACAAAGGCCCUCGUCUUGGAACUCCUAGCCGCUGUGUGUCUCGUCAGAGGAGGGCAUGAAAUCAUUCUGUCUGCGUUUGAUAACUUCAAGGAGGUGUGUGGAGAGAAACAGCGCUUUGAGAAGCUGAUGGAGCACUUCCGAAAUGAAGACAACAAUAUAGACUUCAUGGUGGCCUGCAUGCAGUUCAUCAACAUCGUGGUCCACUCGGUGGAGGACAUGAACUUCCGAGUCCACCUGCAGUAUGAAUUUACAAAACUGGGCCUGGACGAGUACUUGGACAAAUUGAAACACACGGAGAGCGACAAACUGCAGGUGCAAAUUCAAGCUUACCUGGAUAACGUUUUCGACGUGGGAGCAUUACUGGAGGACGCUGAAACCAAGAAUGCAGCCCUGGAAAGAGUUGAAGAACUGGAAGAAAAUAUUUCCCAUUUAUCUGAAAAACUCCAAGAUACGGAGAAUGAAGCUAUGGCAAAGAUUGUGGAACUGGAAAAACAGCUCAUGCAAAGAAACAAAGAACUGGAUGUGAUUCGGGAAAUCUACAAGGAUGCAAAUACCCAGGUUCACACCUUGAGAAAAAUGGUGAAGGAAAAAGAAGAAGCCAUCCAGCGACAGUCAACGCUGGAGAAGAAGAUCCAUGAACUGGAGAAGCAGGGGACCAUUAAGAUCCAGAAGAAAGGCGAUGGUGACAUCUCUAUUCUCCCUGUGGCUCUGGCCUCCGGGAUGGUGCCGGCAGGCUCAGAGGCUGUGGCUGGCGCCUGUGUCACACCGGUUGCUGGAGCCGCAACUUCUGUCCCCUUGCCACCACCUCCACCACCAUUACCAGCCUUAGCAGCAGCAUCGGAGGCAGUGCAAAACGGCCCUGUGACGGUGCCAAUGCCGCCUCCACCCCCGCCUCCACCACCACCUCCGCCGCCGCCACCUCCUCUCCCAGGUCCAGCCUUGGAGACCGCUCCUGCAGCUCCUCUGCCCCCGCCGCCCCCGCCGUCAGCUCCCCCCCUGCCCGGGACAGCCUCUCCCACCGUGGUUUUCAACUCAGGGCUUGCAGCUGUGAAAAUCAAGAAGCCGAUCAAGACCAAGUUCCGCAUGCCAGUGUUCAACUGGGUCGCCCUCAAACCCAACCAGAUCAAUGGGACAGUCUUCAACGAAAUAGAUGACGAAAGGAUCCUGGAGGAUUUAAACGUGGAUGAAUUUGAAGAAAUAUUCAAAACAAAAGCCCAAGGUCCAGCCAUUGAUCUGACUUCAAGCAAGCAAAAAAUAACUCAGAAAGGGUCGAACAAAGUCACGUUACUGGAUGCGAACAGGGCCAAAAACCUUGCCAUUACUUUAAGGAAAGCUGGAAAGACGGCAGAUGAAAUAUGCAAAGCUAUUCAUGUGUUUGACCUGAAAACGCUACCAGUGGAUUUCGUGGAAUGCCUCAUGCGGUUCCUGCCCACCGAGAACGAAGUGAAAGUGCUGCGGCUCUACGAGAGGGAAAGGAAACCCAUCGAGAACCUGUCCGACGAAGACCGCUUCAUGAUGCAGUUCAGCAAGAUCGAGAGGCUGAUGCAGAAAAUGACCAUCAUGGCCUUCAUAGGCAACUUCGCAGAAAGCAUCCAGAUGCUGACCCCGCAACUUCACGCAAUAAUAGCUGCGUCUGUCUCAAUAAAGUCGUCCCAAAAGCUUAAGAAAAUCCUGGAGAUAAUCUUGGCUCUCGGUAACUACAUGAACAGCAGUAAGCGAGGAGCUGUGUAUGGAUUUAAACUACAGAGUUUAGACCUGCUCUUAGAAACAAAGUCAACAGACCGAAAGCAAACCCUGUUGCACUACAUUUCCAAUGUUGUCAAGGAGAAGUACCAGCACGUAUCCCUCUUCUACAACGAGCUCCAUUACGUGGAGAAGGCUGCUGCAGUGUCUCUUGAAAAUGUCCUCUUGGACGUGAAAGAGCUCCAGAGGGGCCUGGACCUGACGAAGCGUGAGUACACCAUGCACGACCACAACACGAUGCUGAAGGAGUUCAUUCAGAACAAUGAAGGAAAGCUGAAGAAGCUGCAGGAUGAUGCCAAAAUAGCCCAGGAUGCCUUUGAUGAUGCUGUGAAGUACUUCGGGGAGAAUCCCAAGACAACGCCCCCCUCAGUCUUUUUCCCGGUGUUUGUCCGAUUUGUGAAGGCCUACAAGCAAGCAGAAGAAGAGAAUGAGUUGAGAAAAAAGCAGGAACAGGCCUUAAUGGAAAAACUUAUGGAACAAGAAGCACUGAUGGAGCAACAGGACCAAAAGUCUCCUUCACAUAAAACAAAGAGACAGCAGCAAGAGCUAAUUGCAGAGCUCAGACGGCGGCAAGUCAAGGAUAAUAGGCAUGUGUAUGAAGGGAAGGAUGGUGCUAUCGAAGACAUUAUAACAGUGCUGAAGACUGUGCCCUUUACAGCUCGAACCGCCAAGCGUGGCUCUCGGUUUUUCUGCGAACCUGUUCUCACUGAGGAAUUCCAUUACUAAACUAUUCCUCUUUCACAUCUGAUGCUCUUAGACAAAAAAAAGAUCUUAGAAACCAGCCGUACCGACGGGCCGAUGCGGUGAGGAGAAGCGUCCGGCGGCGCUUCGAUGAUCAGAACUUGCGCUCUGCAAACGGUGCUGAAAUAACCAUGUGAGCUGGAGACCUGCGCCUGCAAAGCCGAGGGGGUGCUCGAGCGAUACCUUGUCCAUGUGAACUGUGUGCUCUGCCGCUUUCCUGACAGCCUUGGGACCGGUCACGGUACUUUCCAAAGGGCUCAGAGACCUAGAAAAUGCAUAGGAACGUCAGCGAUGGGCUCUCCACUCAGCUGUAGCUAACAAGUGCCUAAAACUGAAGUACCUGCUCAAAUUAAUCAAAGCAAUAGGACUUGAUUUGAUUGGGUAUCUUUUUACACCAAUACGUUACUCAGUAUUUUUAACCAAAAUGUAAAAUAUGUGUUGGUUUCGGGUGUUUGGUUUGGUUUGAUGAUAUAAAAGUUUAGCGAUCGGCCGUCUGUCGACCGUACCUGGAUCCCGACUGGUUGUGAACAGGUGGUACCGGGAUGUGCUCUGCGGAGAGCUCCCUGAGCUCGGAAACGCGUUCCUGCGCUGUCAGCUGAGGGAUUUACCUUGGCUUCAGAUGCACUUAUUGGCUUUUUCUUUUUUUUUAAAAAAAGAAACAAAACACUUAAGGGCUUUUUCUGUAUGUACUAGGGAGAUGAUGACAAGAAGACCCGUUCCUUUUUCCACCAUACACAGACUCCACAGCACUGUAGGUAGGACGUGGGAACACGUAGGUCAGCGAUCACACGAUUAGUAACAAACGAACACUGUUCUUCUCCUUAGGAUUCUGAUUUUGGCGGUGUGCAAUGCGGGGCUGAGGCAUGAGGGAUACUUGCGGGGACAAACGCAUUGCAAAUGCACAGAAGGAGAAUGGUGGCUGCAGGCAGUUACUGUGCUCUUCAGAUAGGGGCAGCUUUUGAGUAACAGUGUAUUUAUUAAUUAGCACUAAGGUAUUAACAUCUCAGUAAUCAGUAUUAGGCUUCUGAGGACCAUUCCAGUUCAGUUACUAGCACAGAGAACUCAUCCCGUGCCCUGCUGUGUAGGAUUAACAUCCCCUUACACCCCAGUUCGCAUCUACGUUGUAACCCCCCGGCGUCCUUCGACAAUCGAGUUCAAAUUAAGUCCUAAGGUUCGUUUGUUGGGUUCAUCUGUUCAGUAACACUCCAGACGGGUUCCACAUCGCAUUUCCAAAGCUUCAAAAGGGACGGGAGCUGCGCUGUGCACGCCCCGCUGCCAGUUUGCCCCAGUACCCCAGAGUAACGGGACACAGCGCUCCGUGCCGGCCGGGCACUCGAUUUUCUCAGACGUGAAGAACUGGACUGCAGAUCAAGUUGUACUUUCCAAGAUACAUUUUGCUUACAGCUUACCUUUCCUGGUAUCGAUGCAUCAAUAUGUUAAUUGUAAAAUUUAUUGUAUAGUAUUUAACCACUGAAUUUCUUUUCUUUUACGUUGUGCUUAUGUGAACCACUGGUGAAGGUCCCAUUUUCCUCGGAUAAUGUGUAGUUAUAUGAUAAUCUGUUUUUAAAUGUACAGAUAUUUUGCUACAAAAUUGGUGCAGUUUUUUAUGGUUUUUACACUUCUCUUUUAUUCCCACUUUAGCCUCUGGGUAAUAUUGUAAAUAUUGUUUAAAAAAAUGCAUCAGCCUGUGCUAUACAAUCUGAAUGUUAUUUUAACUUAUAGUUUUUGUUUUUAUAUUUAACUAAAUGGACAGUUUGGGGCUCAGUUACCACAUUGACCUCUGCUUACCUAUUUACAGGAAGUUUACUUUAAAACUGCCACCUUCUUGCAUUUACAGCAACAUGUACUUGACAUGCUAAAGAGAACAUGCCACAUGGCCUCUUUCUUCACUGCUCGUGACAGAAGAGUGUUUGAAUCUGUGUAAAAAAUUUGGCAAUUAAUUUAAUAAUUUGGUAGUCAAACUGGUUGAAACCAGUAGCUUUCAUAUUCUUAAGCUCAAAGGUAUUUUUUUUAAAACUUCAGACAAAAAUUCUCAUUCAACUGGACUCUAACGCUGGCAUGUUCUCUUUAAUAUUUUUCUAGUAAUAGACCUGCUUCUUAGCAAUAUUAGAAAUGUUUUAUAAAAGCAGUUCAUGUUACUUUCCUGGUCUGUUCCUGGCAUAAGAUCAAAUAAACUAUUUACACUACUA
Molecule: messenger RNA, 5456 nt
Organism: Anas platyrhynchos (mallard)
Lineage: Eukaryota; Metazoa; Chordata; Aves; Anseriformes; Anatidae
Gene: FMNL2
Product: formin like 2
Biological process (GO): cell migration; cortical actin cytoskeleton organization; regulation of cell shape
Cellular component (GO): cytosol
Molecular function (GO): small GTPase binding; actin filament binding
Source: RefSeq, a predicted model, not a curated record